AAAAAAUAAAAACAAAAUGGCUGUCAAGCCUGCCAAUAAGAGAAGAUCUAUCCAAGUCGGAUCCCCCCUAUUAGCAUCCCCACUGAAACCUACGCGAGACAAUACUCGGGAUCACCCUCCUAUCAAGCCGAGUGCACAGCCUGAACCGACCAAGGCCAACCCCCUCAAGAAGAAACGACUCAGUGCGAGCCGCACAAUCAUGAACAGCCAGAGGAGGGAGAACCAAGCUGGCGGCGCGGCCGAAGUCGACACCCACAAGAAGGGCGCCGGAAACGCAUUGGUCGAGCAUUUGAAGGAGAGAGACGCUGCAAAGAUCCUCCGGAUCAAGACCCAUCUCAACCUCAUCAAUUCCUUCAACUUACUCCUCAACCUCUCCAGGCUCACUCUUCUAUCCUUCAACUCCGACACUAUCUCUCAUGCCCACCGCCAAACCCAUAAUCAGACUGGGCACCUAACCACCGAUGAUGAUCCAAACCAAGACAAGCGGCUGAAGGAGGAUGAGGAGUUAGAGGCUAGCUUCUAUCAUUUGGCCUUGUUUCGCUUCGAGCUUUGGCUCGGACGGAUCGCAGAUUAUCUGCCUCAGUCACUCUACAAGCUCAAGAGGCCCGACCAAAAAUCCAACUCCAACUUCAAGAAAGAUGACUACGAGAUCGAACUCACGUUGGAUUACUUACCGCCACUUGAUGUCCUGAAUUACUACGAGGAUGACUUGAGAUUGUAUCCGAUCUUGAAGCAUUUAAGAUUUCCUCUGGAAUUGGCGGCAGCCGAAUAUGACCUGUUUUGCCCCAAGACAAACGUCCAAAAGCUAGGACCAGCCAGCCAGAUUGGCGAAGAAGAGACGGGCGAGUUACUGAGGAAGAUCAAGCAAAUAUCCGACCCUGCACACAGUUGCCCUAGCUUCAAGGACGACAAGCACCUCAGAAAUCCGAGCGUGCUCUUGGGAUUGCUCUCGCCCAAAAGCUUCGAUUCUCCCGCCGGAUCACAUUCGAGAAAGCUGUGGACCAGCUUGACAAACACCGAUUUUAAUCUCAUCAGGUUUAUUAAUCAACCCAGCUUGCGUACUUUUAUCUGUCCCCAAUGCGAUGAUACUCUCGAAUCUCCCUUUUAUGUGAAGGAUAAACAGACAAACACCGUCAAGGUGACCGAUUCUUGCUGGUCAUACUCGGGCCCGAAGGCCCACGAGUCGCAGCACAAACCGACUUCGACCAGUGUUCGGCAGGAUGAUCCAGGGGCGGCGUUCGGCCAAGAGGAGUCCACGCGGAAUCGCUUGGAGAAUUCAAGAGAUGCCCACCCUGCUGGCUCACACAAAAACCACGCCAAGCUCAGGUGUGCUAAUUGCAACUGGACAGGCGUCAAACAAGACUUGAGCUUGUUCAAGUAUGCCAGCGAGUUCAAAUUCUCUGCGGCUAACCUUUGUCUGAAGACUGCGAGCAGCCAUCCGCCUCAAGACGCAGUGAACUGUUUAGCCGGCACAUGAACAACCUUGGAUGACUUGAACGAUGCUAAAAACACGGUCAAGUUUAAUGGCUUGUUUCUGAAGGAGAAAACCGACCUGGUACAUGCUCUGCAUGAGCGUACCCAAGUCGAACAUCAUCAGUCGGAUGCGGAUCUUUACCUCAAAAGAACCUUCAUUGAACCAUUGAUCUUUCUUCCUUCCGUUUAGCUAUUGGAAGGUGAUACCGGUUUAUUGUUCAUGAACAUCUCAGUUUAGACAAGUAGUUUCAGUUCUCCACAUGAACGAAAUCAGCUCAAAGAUAAUAUCAUUAGUCUCUUGAUACCUUGAACGCGAUAUUUGAUGUAGAUAGUCAAGCUGAUUACUAUUCCUCUAUUGACGUUGGGGUCCUGCAGGAUUCACAGACAGAUUGGUUCAAAGGGUAUGGAUUCCUCCACUUCCAACCGGCAUCGAUCAGGACUCAGGAUCUCAAACAACAGCCCUCAUAUGACUAUCCGAAGAGAUUACAAGGAGAAAUGAGGCAUCAAAUCCCAAGACGGGAACCGGGAAGAUGCCACGAGCAGAAUGACGAGUAGAUGGACUAAAAGAUUUCGGAGGGCCAUUUUCUUGGCUGAUCUUACAUGGAUCAAUACCCGAUGGAUGGGGUGGCAAUUUUGAUAAUGCUUGAGAAAUGGUGUUUUCCUUUCUUCAGUACUAAUGUUCGAGUGGGAUGAGUUCUUCUUCCGUCCCUCCUUGUUGAUUUGUUCCGUUUUCUCCUCCUUUCUUGGUCGAGAUUUGCGCUCUUUACCCAAAAAACCCAACUCGGUAAACGUUAAAUCUCCUCCUCAAAUCAAAAGAAAAAUAUGGAUAAUCAGUUUUGG
This is a messenger RNA of Puccinia graminis f. sp. tritici CRL 75-36-700-3, 2313 nucleotides long. RefSeq lists its product as uncharacterized. The transcript is spliced from 5 exons. Bases 17 to 1477 code for a protein of 486 amino acids. Lineage: Eukaryota; Fungi; Basidiomycota; Pucciniomycetes; Pucciniales; Pucciniaceae. The record is from RefSeq and is a predicted model, not a curated record.